AUGUGCUCCAGCCGCAAGAUCCUGUGGAGCCUGCUCCUGCUGUCGGUGGUGGAGGUGGGCUUGGGUGUGGCCAGCAUCGUCCUGGGGGCGGUGGGCAUCAGCUGGGUGCGGGGCGAGCACAAGCCGCAGCAAGGCGACGCGUCCCCGGUGUGGAGCGGUCUGUGUUUCCUGGUCUGCGGGAUGUGCGGGGUGCUGUGUGCUCGAAAGAGGACGGGUCUUAUUAUGAUCCUGUUUUCAGCAUGUUGCAUCUGUGGUCUCAUCGGUGGGAUCCUCAACUUCCAGUUUGUGCGUGCGCUCAGCAAACGCCCGGACUCCAUGCACUCCAUCCACCUGGCUGCCAUGACGCUGGCCUGUCUAGGUAUCUCCUCAUGUACCUUAUCCACGUGGCUCACCUGUCGCCUUGCGAGCUCCGAACAACAACGGAUGUUCCUUGAGAGAGAGCACUCGCUUCAUCAUUCUCAUGAGAUGACUGACAAGGUAAAAUGCAAAGGACAUGCAGACGAGAUUUUGGAUAACUCCAGCAACGGCAUCCCUCAGAUCACCUACAAUGGCCACAAUGCUGCUUCACCAUGAAGACUUGAUUCCGGCUUCUUCACCAGACACGGCAUGCGGUUGUCCUCUCAUGUCAUAGCAUCUAUUACUUAAAGCAGAUAACAGGGAAAAGACAUUGUUCUCCGACUACUUAUGCAAAUCUGGGGUCACACCCUCCGGAUCCCGCCAACCCCCAGAGCUGUCAUCUGGGCGGCCGUUCAGGUGCGACCACAUCACAUCUGACCUUUCAGCUUCCCAGCAGAAUGGAUUAGCAGAUGCCUGACGGCGAGGAGCAGCAGCCAUCAUGCAAAUGAUUCACUCCUUCUGGAGAGCUGCUACUGUCUCCGACUCAUUGCCUUUAAUUCGCCCGCUCUUGUUAUGGAAUGCGACAAUGUAAAAUGACCAUAGUUUGUUGUAUCUGAUAA
Synchiropus splendidus (mandarinfish) is the source of this 956-nucleotide messenger RNA. Its product is annotated as transmembrane protein 196. NCBI's taxonomy places the organism in Eukaryota, Metazoa, Chordata, Actinopteri, Syngnathiformes, Callionymidae. The record is from RefSeq and is a predicted model, not a curated record. The transcript has 5 exons. Bases 1 to 573 code for a protein of 190 amino acids.